AUGAGCUUAUAUGACGACUUCUUUGCUAGAGCAAACAUUGGUGAUGAAGCAUUUAUCCCUAGAAAAGGCACUUUAACUCAUUCACCUGACAUUCAACCUGCCGGUACCAAGCUUAUUGAUGACCCGCAAGACUACUUUAUUGGAAGAAAUGGAGCUCAAUACGAUGUAGAUAGAGGUACCAGCAUCACAGCAAGAUCACGAAAUUAUAUUUAUGUCCGAGGUGCCUCAGCCUUGUCAACAGAAGGGGUUAUCGAGCUUUACUUCGUACCGAGUUCACUACUCAUGCACCCAAAUGGUUGGUCAAAGAAUCAAUUAAAAGAUGAGAAAGGAAAUACAAGCAUUCCUUUCAAAGCACUUAAUAACCAAAGGAUAGUCUUGAGUACACCGUUUGUUUGGGACAAUCCAAUACCUGAUCAACAUUACUGCCUUGUAUCACGCAUUGUUACAAAGAGACAUCCAAAUCCUAUACCAACCUCACUUGCUGGUUGGGAUAGCUUUUAUGAAUGGCUCAAAGAGUCACCCGGAAUAGGCUGGCGAAACAUAUCAAUUGUGAAUUCUUCAUUACCAACCAGCACUGCAACAACAGACCUACAUAUCCCGCAAGAAUGGGAUUCGCAUGAUGCUUUGGUUUACCUCGAAACAAUCGAUAUACCUAAUGGAGUUACCGUGUCUUUCUCCUCAAGUAAUAUCGAUCCUCCUUUCAAACUCGAGCCACAGAAGAUUACUCACUCGCCUCAACGUUUUUAUGUUUUCACGAAAUUGAAUAGCGGAACCAUGGGCAAAGUCACUUACACUUAUAAUAGAAACGGUAUUCAAGUACCUGACAAUGCUAAACUUGUUCUUAAUGUUGUAAAGUUGUCCCAAAUUGGGUCGGUAACAACCGUUUUCAAACGGGAAUAA
Paraglomus brasilianum is the source of this 900-nucleotide messenger RNA. Lineage: Eukaryota; Fungi; Glomeromycota; Glomeromycetes; Paraglomerales; Paraglomeraceae. The record is from the annotation of a GenBank genome assembly.